Molecule: messenger RNA, 2446 nt
Organism: Cherax quadricarinatus
Lineage: Eukaryota; Metazoa; Arthropoda; Malacostraca; Decapoda; Parastacidae
Source: RefSeq, a predicted model, not a curated record
UUAUGUACCUAAGAUGCUCUUCCUACCACAGAUUAAGCCAUGAGUGAACGUACAACUCAGGAUUUAAAGUCUUGUGACAGUAAUGGUUCUCUGAAUACAACAACAAAAGUGUUCUUCACUCCACCUUUGGACUGUGACAUACAGAGAAGAGCUAUACUUGAGAGGGUCCAUCAGUGCCUAGCUGAAGGAAAUGAGAAUGUGUCAUGUGAGGUGAUUUACUUGGGUCAAGUUGAAUGGGAAUCAGUAGGCCAAGUUUCAAGUCUGACCUACCAUGUCAUGUCCUUGUGCCGGAAGUUUCACCUCCUGCCAUCUGCACGAUCCAUCCUUCUCUCCUUACAUGACCAGUACCAGGCCAUUCAGCUAUGUUUGGCAAGAACAAACAAAAAAAAACAUGGAGAGUUUAUGGCAGCAGCAAGUGAUGUGCUGGAUGUUUGGAAUGACAUGUUUAGAAAUUCUUUAAUUUCUAAUCCAGAGACAAUAACUGAAGAAAAUGAAGAAGUUAUUCAUCUUCCUAGUCUUUAUCGUGAAAGCUAUGACCCAGUUGCCAGAGAAAUGGAAGAAAUCAUCAAAGAUUACCAUGAAUUUAUGGUGAACUCUAACUGUUUGGAUCAUUUUAUUAUCUACAGCUACUUACAGAAAAACUUAAAGCACAAGCAAGAGCUUCUUAAGGAUAUUUUCUCUAAGGCAUACGUCGUUGAGGGUGUCAGUCAGAUGCCAGCUAUGGAAAGAGAGCUACUGAAACUACUACUGAAUGGGUCACAAAUAUUUAAGCUAUCUUCUGAGUUUCCUAUAGCACUUAAUUCUGUCAUUUCAACUAAUCUUGACAUAUCUGGCAUAUUUGAAAAUGAUGCAGUCUCAUCAGUGCUGGAGAGUAAUGAGUUCAAAGUAAAUAAUAUAGAGAACCAUUCAUUUGAUGACAUUUCAAAGGUUGAAGUGAGGAUUAUAAAUAGUGCCUUGAAUGAUUACGUUGAUAGCCUCUGCAAAAGUCCGUGCAAGGUACACGUUGGCAGUGACUCGGAGUUUUACAUUGAGCAACUGAUAUUAGCACAUCUGCGACUUUUGAUCAACACACGAGACGAGUUGGCUCUCACUCUGAUGUGCUGUAUGCCAGGAAGGGGAGUUUCUCAGCAGGGCUUUACUGAUAUAAGACUAGAAGCUCAGAAGAAGAGUAUGCCAAUGUAUCAGACAAUAUUGUCAUUCAUCAUGCGUCAGAGGCUUGGAGGAAAGGGUUAUCAAGCAGACCCAAAUAACCCUGUUUUACUUCAUAUUAAACCUCUUGGAGAAGUUGUUGAUUCCAUAAUGAAACUUCAGAACAUUGUUGAAGAAGAACCAGAUUUAAGGAAAGGGGCAUUACAAGUCAUGUCAGUGAUUAAAACAAAUUUAUUACAAAUGAAAGAGCGUGUUUUUAAACGUGCUUCUGUAGAGAAGGUGUGGAGUGGCCUAAACUCUGCUCUUAUAUCUUUACUAGAGAGAGUCAGUGAUGGAAGAGAACCUGCACACAACAUCCACACAACAUGUUCUCUUCAACCCUGCUUGAAGCAUUUAAUUCGCUUGUGUGAUGAGGCUAGUGGACACAUACAUGAUGAAGGAAUUGUUGAUGCUCUCGGGGAGAAUUUCCUAAGUCAGUACAAUAGCGGACACAAGUUUACAACACCAGUCAGGAUACCAACUGUCAUUUCACUUUUCAGUAUUGCUGCAUGUAAACACAUUGUUCUUAUAGGUAGUACGUGUGCGGAGAGUUCUUAUUAUCUUGUUGCACCAAGUUCAUUACCUGAGAGGUACCAUUCAGGGUGUGCCUGGGCUCCUGAUACACUCUCUCCUAUAAGCAAAGACGAUGUUUGUCCUGUAUCAACCUCGCCAAUCAUUGGUCGCACACUUAAGGCAGUGGGCGCGAGGAGCAAGAACAGCCAGCAUUGGAGAGAUAUUGUGGCAUCAGUUUCUCAGGCUGAGGAUCGUGGAAAGGAGAGAAUUGGGCAAAUGUCCGAGGUUACAAGCUGCCAUAAUGAAAAGAAGAAAAAGAAAUGCAGUAGAUCUCUUCUAAGUGAUAUAUCAAGUGCAGCUACUGAGUCAGCAUUUAAGAAGCAAAAAUCCAAAGAUACGACCAAACACAAGAGUGUUACCAAAAGAAAAAUUAAUCUUCCCAAAGGACAAAAAUUAAUUUCAUCAUUUUUUAAAGUGUAGUUUUGUACUUGUGUGCAUUCAGGUAUUAUGAAACAGCUUUGUGUAUCAAAGGGAUAUCUCAUGUAGAAUUGUCUUGAUAUGCUAGCUAAGUAUUGACAGACCUACAUGUCUUAAAUGGGUAUCUACGUAGAGACCUCUUCACAAAUUUCGGAUGUUGAAAGAAUCCGAAAAUAGAAAAUAAAUAAUUUACCAAAGAAUUUCACAUUGUUAUGGUUGUGAACGAAGCAGUUGUCAACUUUUUAUAAUAAUAAAUGUUCGGUAUAGA